CUGCGCCGUCAGAGCACAGAGAGAGAGAGAGCAGUGACGGAGUGUGCUGCACACGAAUGUGCUCAGUGCUGCUAUCAGCCGAUAGAAGCUUGACAGGCGACCAGAGGGGGACACAGAUACUGAUAGAGGGGGAGAGAGACUCUCUUCCGACGUCGGUGCUGGAACGGACGAGCGCGACAUUCGUCCACUAACCGGUUACCGUAUAUUCCACGGCGGCAGACACUACAGAUAUCCGAUGCUGGCGGAAUUUAGCUGACCAUAGUUGGACACGCAACAUUCACUGUUGGUGCCAUGAUCCCUCGUAGUAUGCGAACAGGUGGGAUGGCCCUGCCAGGGGUGGAGUCAAGGGAUGUACCCCUCAUUGGCUACCGGCCUUUAGCGACUGACGAUGUUCCCCUCAGCAGCCAAUCAGGGCAAGUGACUGACUGUACCGGACUGGACUCCUCUGAGGGGGAGACUUCCCCCAUGAAGACAACUUGGUACUGUCCUCUGGACUUGUCUACUGUGUUGGAGGAGGAAGAGGACGGAGUGAUAUACAAUGUAGUGGUGAAGCAACAGCGUAGCGCCCCCACCAGUGCAACAUCCAGCUCUCGUUCGCAGUGUGUGAAGGCGGGAACAGAGGAGAAGCUGGUUCAGCACCUCCUCCACUCCUUCGCCAUGGGAGACUCCUCCUUCAUCACCAUCUUCCUCGCCACCUAUCGCUCCUUUACCUCAACCAAGAGAGUGCUGGAUAUCCUCAUCGACAGAUUGCAACAUCCACCAGGAGAAAGUACAAAGAGUCAGAUUAGGCAACCCUUCAACAGAGCGGUGUGUAUGGUGUUCAGUAUGUGGUUGUCGGAGUAUCCUGAGGACUUCCGCUUUCUGGGAGAGCCUGGUCUUCUGCUCCGCCGCCCCCUGCUGCCCUCCGACCCCUCUGGGACAGAGAUCAGCCUUUCAUUUGUAUCAGUUAAUAUAGACCUACAUUCAUUGGGAUUAGUAUUGAAUCAUCUCUGCCGUUUAGAUAGGACCACCCCCAGCUCCGCCGACCCCACUAAGUUUGAUCCCACCAAUAUCCUGGGCUUCCCCGCUGGGCUGAUUGCUGAGCAGCUCACCAAGAUAGAAACGGAACUGUUUGUGCGUCUGGUCCCGUACCACUGCCUGGGCUCCCUGUGGUCUCAGAGGGACAAGAAAGGCCGCGAGGGUGUAUGUUGGUCCGUCCGGGCCACUGUACGCCAGUUCAACCGGCUGGCCAAUGCCGUGAUGGCUUCGUGCCUGUGGCCCACGCAGCUCCGCAGCCAGCAGAGAGCCUGCCUUCUGGAGAAAUGGAUCAGCGUGGCAGAGGAAUGCAGAGCCAGGAAAAACUUUUCUUCUCUCUACGCCAUCGUGUCUGCCCUGCAGAGUAACCCAGUACACAGACUAAGGAGGACGUGGCUAGAAACUGACAGGGAAGCAGUGAGGAGGUACGAGGAGCUGUCCAACAUUUUCUCUGAGAAGGACAACUACUCCCAGAGCAGAGAGCUGCUGAAAGAGGAGGGUACUUCGAAGUUCGCCAACCUGGACGGCAAGAUGAACAACAGGAGACAGAUAGGAUCCAGUGCCCAGGGCACAGUACCCUACCUGGGGAUCUUCCUCACAGACCUCACCAUGCUGGACACGGCCGUCAAAGACAGGCUGGAGAACGGCUACGUCAACUUUGACAAGAGGAGACGAGAGUUUGAGGUUUUAGCUCAGAUCCGACUACUGCAGUCCUCCUGUAAAAACUGUGUUUUCCUCACCGACGAGGCAUUCCUACAGUGGUACCAAAGCGUACCCUCGUUAAAUGAAGAAGAAAGUUACAGACUGUCCAAUGAAAUUGAGGUGCCGUGCGAACCGAGCUCUGGUCGUACCCUGAACCCUACAGUGAUCAUCACACGGUGCCCAAACCUGAAUUCCUCCAGGACCAGCCUUGUUGCUGACAGUGACGGUCUUUUUUACUUCCCCUCCCCCGUCUGUCACUUUCUUUCCAAAUUCACUAAGCAUAUGAAAUCCCCCUCAGUUUCCUGUCUGGAUGUUGACUCCUUCCAUCCCACCAAUGACCCCAUCCCGUCUGCAUUGACACCAUCCACUCCCGUCAAAUCACAUCGUCGAUCAGUCUCCUGUGGCAACAAUCCCACCAAUAACAACAAAGGGUCUGGGCCUGAUAUGCGGAUCGUCAGGAUACGGAUGGAUUUACAAGAUGGGAAUAUGUACAGAAGCAUACUGGUGACAAACAAUGACAAGACGCCCACUGUGAUCAGUUCUGCCUUAGAUAAACACAGUCAGGACCCCAAACAGGCAUCCAGAUAUGAGCUCAUCCAACUAUUGCCCGAGGGAAAGGAGUUGGUCAUCCCUGCCACAGGAAACGUCUUCUAUGCCAUGACUUCCUCUAGUGUGGACUUCCUGCUGCGCAGACAAGGAGGCAACACCCCUUUUCGCUCCCAACCAAUCAGCACAGAAACCAGUGCCACCUUUCCUCGAAUCAAAGCCAAGGGGCGGAGACUGUUUUUUUGACAACAACUCUUUCCCAAAUAGGCUACAUCUGAGACAUAAUGUAGCUAGUUCUUCUCAAGGACAGGUCACGAUAAGAAUGCAGGCAGAUAUCUCAGUGAGAUGUGGCCUUGUCUUUCCUAAUCUUUUUCCGAAGUGGAAACACAUUCUGACCAAGCUUGUUCAAGCAAAAUGUAUCCUGAAACCUGUCUGAACUUGUUUGAUGAACGUGUUCUUACCUGGGACAUUUCAAUAAAUAUGCUGCCCGUUUGUGUAUACCAGGGAGGCCAUUAGUGUAGAAGGGUGCAUGUCUCUGGUUGGCAAUGCAUACUACUGCAAAUAUACACUGAGAACAAGACCAAUGCAAAUCUUUAACUGAUGGUGAAUGGUGCUGUUCCUUAAAUCUCUCUGACCAUCUAAUUUCUUAUUUAACCAAAUGGAAUGGCCUUGUAACCAAGAGCAACUGAGGAAUCCAAAUCAUCUUGCGUAUUUGAGGAAUGUGCCUCAGGUUCCAUCAUAGAGACGAGUUGAUAGUAGAGAACUUCAUUAAAUCAAAGUAUUUUGGGGGAUAUGACCUCCUUGAAUUGACCAUGACAGCAAAGUUGAACAUUUCUCCAUAGAGAGUGGAUACAAGCGGCAUGACGACAUAUUACGUACGUAUGCAAGGCGUUUCCAGCAUUGGAAUGGUGGGGAGAGCACUGGGCUGACAUGAUGACAUAAUGCAUCUGAAUAAGUGACAGACAGAGUCACUGAAACCUCUCAUUAUAGCAAAGCACAGGGGGCUCAUCAAAAUGUUUUAACUAUGUACUUUGUAUGUAUACGUAUGUUUAUUUUUUAUGUGUUGACGAUGUCAUGAUCGUGUUUACAUUCACAAGGAGCAAUCAACAAGUGUCAGAAUGACAUGUUAUUCAUUUUGAAGUAACAGGAAAUAUAUGAAAUUGCCCCAAAUUGCAACCAUUUCAAAUGAGCACAACACGUGACAAAGAUAAACAUGAUCAUUUCACUUGGGUUUUGUGCACAUACAUAUUGAAUGAUAGCUCCGGUAGUAUCUUAUGUAAAAGACAACACAUUUACAUAUACAGCCUUGCCCCUCCCAUACAGAAGUCAUAUUUUGAGUAUUAACCAUUAGGCAUAACAACAUCAACCCACAAACUCUUAACCUAAAACAAUUCACGUGAAGACACUAAUGAAAGUCCAGACUAUGUUGUGCGUAUUGAAAAGAUGUCUACCAUUGCACCUGAAUGCUAAACUUUUCAAUACAGCAUAAGCUCAUCUUUAUCAAUGGUCUCUGAAUGGGUUUAGUUGGUAGUUGCAAUGGAAGUCAGUCUGAAGUGUACUUCAACCAGUGCACCCAAAGUCAGUCCUCAAAGACACAUGCCAGGUUUGUGAGUUAUUCUCACCAAUCACUGAAUGAUGUUUAAUUGACAUCUUCUCUGACGUUUGAUAGAGAUCUGACAGCAAUUAAGGUUUCAUUAUGCAAUGUCUUUAGUCCAGGAACUGAAUGUAGAGGGUUUUUGCAGAAGGCUCUGCUUCUAUCCAAUGAGGAUGAGACCAGUAGGAAGGAAAACCUGUAUGCAUAAGGGCGCAUGGGGAACAGAUUGUGGAAGGCCCUAACUGAUGAACUCUUGUGAACUCUGGCCACACUACCCUGUGCUGUUGAAGUCUCUACUAAGGCUGAAGCAUAGACACGGUAGUUCCAGGGAGAGGAGAGAGGAUUCUGGGUAACGUAAUUUGAUGAAGUGUUAGCGCCAGGCUAAGCUACUGAUUGUUUAGUGCCUUUCUCUCAUUGGUGCUUGAGCCACUUAGUGUCCCAAAUGGCACCCUAUUCCCUAAAUAGAGUGUUACCUUUCACCAGAGCCCUGGUCAAAAGUAGUGCGCUUAAUAGGGUGCCAUUUGACAUGAAGCAUCUGUGAUGUAUGCAUUGGAAUGUACAGUACAUAUGAUGUACAUUCACCGUGCUGUAUAUGCUGGCAUGUUUAUGCACUACAUACGCCCUAUUUGUUUUAGUGUGAUACAUUUCCUUUUUCUAUGGACGCAUUUUGAUGCGACGGUAAUAUGAGGAAUUUCUAUGCAACUCCCCGGAUGUGUGCCGUAAUUCUGCCGUGUCUAUUCUUACCAAAUAAAUGUACACAGAUGUACAUCUAAAAGAUUCA
Messenger RNA from Oncorhynchus keta (chum salmon), 4637 nucleotides. Its product is annotated as ral guanine nucleotide dissociation stimulator-like 2. Gene Ontology annotation, biological process: positive regulation of GTPase activity; Ras protein signal transduction. Gene Ontology annotation, molecular function: guanyl-nucleotide exchange factor activity. Lineage: Eukaryota; Metazoa; Chordata; Actinopteri; Salmoniformes; Salmonidae. The record is from RefSeq and is a predicted model, not a curated record. Gene Ontology annotation, cellular component: plasma membrane.